AUGGAUCCCAUGAAGGCACAGCAGCUGGCGGCGGAGCUGGAGGUGGAAAUGAUGGCGGACAUGUACAACCGGUAAAACACGCUAACCAUGAAGCCUGCUGUGUCUGUCAGCUAUAUACCCUCAUGAUUUCUUUCACUGUAUGGAUUAAACCAUCUUCAUGAGGUGUUGAAAAGACAGAUACAGAAGAGCUAAGAUUAGUGACGACGUUUCAGUACCACUACUUCAUCUCAGUUACAAUAAUGACCAGUUAUUAGAUUAAAGUCAUACAUGUGACUGGAGUGCAGUGAUGCUGAGACUGUGCAGCUGUGUUCAAAUACCUCAUACUACAAUGAGAUCUUUUGACUGUGUAUCUUAUUUUUAAAACUCAUACAAUUCAUUCAAGCUAAAAACAUAUAGCAUGACAAUGAACCAGUUAAACUUAAGCUAAAUUUAGCAUAUUUUAAUGACACACUGAAGCUCGUUUAAAGCUUAAAUAACUAUUAGCAACGAUUGCAGACCUCUAAAAUUCCCACCAAGAAGACCAAAAACAUUAACUAUUUAAUAAUGUCUCAAACAGCCACAGUACAGAAGAUUUAUGCACACCUACAAGUUGAUCUCCCUCCAGCUUGUUGAACCUCUAAUUGAUAAUCAAGAUCAAACAUAAAAACAUUGAGUAUGAAUUUGAAAAAGAAGUUCAAGACUCAUGGAAACAAUUAUGUAAUGUGAAUUAAACAAACAGGAAUAGAAAAGAUGAAAUGUCUUCAGUCUCAGUUGUACCUCAGUGCUUCCUUCUUCUCAAGUUUUAACAAUGCCUUCUGUUACAUUGUUAUAACUAUUAUGAUUGUUGCUAUUGUUAUUAACAGUCACUCAGGUUUGAAUAUUUUACUCUGUGUACCUCUUUAUCACUGCUGCCAGAAACCAACCUAACCUUCAUCCUGAUCUAAGCUUAGUUAAGUUUUAAAAUGCCUCAUCAGUUAAACUAUUCUUGAAUUCAAUUGAUUGAAGAAAAGCUUUUUUUUUAAGAUGAAGUAUAUCUUUUUCAGGGGUUCUUCCUUCCUUGCAAAUUAAAGACCAGACUGGUUCAUAUGGACAGAGAGCAGGAACAGUAUUAAUGCUGUAUAAAUGUGUGCUCUGACUCUCUGUGUAUCCAUACUAAAGGUUAUUUUCAGUAGUGCAGGCUGAACUGAGAUCAGGGUAACUCCAGAAUUGAUUGUGAGUAAUUGUGGGUAUGAAAGAGAGACUGUGGCAAUCAAAGGGACUUCAGCUUGUGUUUAAGGACAGAUCUUUAGAUUUUGACAUGCUGGAUAUUUUGAUUAAUCUCAGAUGUUUUUAAAAUAUCAAUGUUAGCUUUACUCAUUUAAGUGGCUGGUGAUAGACAAGAGUGAACUGGCAUGCUGGACACCAAAUCUCAGAAACUCUGAGGUAUGAAUGUAAUAUAGAAAUGGUAACUCACAUCAUACUUAUAAAAUUUACAGUUUACUUUACACUGAGAACACAGAUAAGAAAUGGGUUUUAAGACGCAUAUAAAGGUUUUUUUAUUUUUCCCUCUUUUCUCCAGUCUUCACUGGGACUAAAGCUGCAAUAACUUACUGAGAAAUCAGUAAUUUUAAUAAGGAAAACUUAAUUUCUCAUGACAUUGUGGAUAAUAAUGUUAAAAACAACUACAGAUCUGCAACAUUAUCUCAUUUCUGACAACAACAUCAGUUUAGAUAUAUGGUUACAUCACCUUGACUCAAGGACACUGAUACUUUUCAAAAAGAAAAAAACAGGUCUUUAUAUUGAAAGAUUAUUUUUACUUUUUACUUAUUAAAUUUCCCAAUUCUCUCAAUCACAUAUAGACUUUAAAAAACCAAAUCAGGUACACAUAAUUGCAAUUCCAGUCCAAACAUUCAGAGACAUUUGAUUCCAGCAGAUGGAACUGUGCAAUGACUUUGCCACGUUCGAAGAUUAAACAGACACAUCAUCGAGAAGCUUUGUUUUACUAAAACUACCCACUAAUAGUGUUUACCAAUAUUUGUUUUAAGGCCUGUCCACUGUUUUCCCUCUCUUCCAGAAUGACCAAUGCUUGUCACAGGAAGUGCGUACCGCCACAUUACAAGGAGGCAGAGCUGACGAAGGGUGAAUCAGUGUGCCUGGACCGCUGCGUAGCCAAAUACCUGGACCUCCAUGAGAAGCUAGGACGCAAGCUGACAGAGCUCUCCGUCCAGGAUGAGGAGAUGAUGAGGAAGGCAGCCGUUGGCAGCGGAUAG
Messenger RNA from Xyrichtys novacula (pearly razorfish), 2228 nucleotides. The record is from the annotation of a GenBank genome assembly. NCBI's taxonomy places the organism in Eukaryota, Metazoa, Chordata, Actinopteri, Labriformes, Labridae.